AGACAGGAGCCGGAAGAAUGAAUAUUUCAAGGUUUUUAGUUUGUUGUUAAUGUUGCUGUAAAUUAUGACAUUUUGCUUCCGGUUGGACAUACGCGUGAAACUAUCAACACUCUGACAAUACUUUCCUUGUUUAUGAAAACCAAGGUAAAUAUUCGUUAGCGGACAGACUUCCUUGUAUAGUUACAAAAGAAAAGAAUGAAGAAAUCUUUGCAAAAUUUUACGUCGUAGUUUUUUGUGUUUACUUUGCUUUAUAUUUGUCAUUUUAUUGUGAUAUUUUACAACUGUUUGUGAAUUAAAAAAAAAUCUUAGAUGAAACAUUGAAUGAAAAAGAGUUUUGUCGGCAUGGCAACCAUACUGAACCCGCAGGAUAUUACCGUUGAUACUAUCCCAUUAAGGGAUCAUAGUGAGAUUUUACCGCGUCUGCAAGAACGCCGGGAGAUACGUGAAUCAAUGUAUCAUAGUUCGUCUGAAACUAGAUGCCAUAAACUUGAUAUGAAGACAGUGCUGAAAUAUCUGAUAAUAUUUCUGAUUGUUGUUGGGGCCAUCCUUGCCUACACGCUAACACAAACUAAACAAGACAGAACACUAGAGUCAUUGGUUACUGCAACGGCAGAGAAAAGUAAAGACGAUCCCGGUUAUAACAUAGAAAUAGAAAUAGGUUCAAGGCACGCCUAUCAGCAUUGCAAAGGGCCUCAUUUCAAACAAGCUUUUCCAGACAUUGACUACGCCUUGUUUGGGUAUAAUGUGUUGAAGGGAUUCCCUUUCUCGAACGGUCAUGACCCUGGGUUCACAUAUCCAAUAUUCUUUGCCGACUAUUCCUCUGGUCGUUUGUCGGCUGACUGUCGUUUCUUUGUACCGAACGGACUUGUGGUUGCACCAGACAUUUCAUGCAUGUUAUCUCUGUCCUCCAAAACAGUACAAUCACAGUAUGAAUUCUCGGAAGCACUGGAAGUAUACACAAGCAUAGAAGGGGAAUAUAGUCCAAGCAGCAAAGUAGGUAAAGGCGGAAAAGUUUCAAAUGUUGCGCCGAAAGUAGUAAGUAAGAAGACAGGCGAAAGAGGUAGUUCAUGGGGACUUAGUUUUUCUGCAAGCGUUGGUUAUAGACAAACAUCUUCUAAGAUAUCGUCCGGUAAAUCAGUUUAUGUGUAUUCUACAGCAAAGUGCAAGUAUUAUUAUAGUAAGCUGGUUCGAGAAAAUGCUCCGAAGUUCGACGACGGUUUUAUGAAGUCGAUUUACAAACUUGAUAAAGCUGGUUUAGAUCCAGAGAAGUACUUUAAUUUUUUUGAUAUUUACGGUACACACUUCGCAACUGAGGUAACAUUUGGAGCAAGGUAUACCUAUGAACAUAGAAUGUCUUAUAAGUUUUAUGAAAGCCUGCGAGAAAGAGGAGUUGAUGUAGAUUUGAUGGCUAGUUACACCGGGAAAAAAAGUUUAUCAGGAAAUUUAAGUGUUUCUUACGAGCAACGAAAAUUGGCUGCCGAGAUUUCUGACAAUGUGAAAACUAAAAUAAUACCAGUUGGGGCUAGCCCACCAGAGGAUGGAAACGCGUUAACAUGGGCUUCACAGGUCCAGACAAACCCGAUACCAACCGAAUAUAAGCUUUCCUCCAUCGAAAAUCUUUUCACAGAUGAAUAUAUGAAUCAUCUCAAUAUAGAUUAUCAGAAAAUACAUUACAAUAUAAUAAACAUGAAGCUACAAUAUUGUUUAUUCCUCCAAAGUGCUGGUAAACUUGAAUCAUGUGAAAGUUUGGGUGCAGGAGUUGUGUUGGAAAACACAAAGUUGUUGGGACACUACCAGGAAGUGGCUGUCGUAUCGCUCGCCGGUUGUAUAGACACAUGUCUGCAAGAAUUUCAUUGCCACGCAAUUACAUAUUGUAUGUCUUGUUUGAGCAAAGACAACGGCUACAAGAAAUGUUAUCUAGUAAAGGGAACGAGUAAUUCUACAUCAGCUGUACAGACGGAAGAACCAAAUACUAUCUGGCAAAGUAACAUUUUUCCUGAGAAAAUGAAUGCGCAAAUGAAAUUAAGCAAUGUAUCAAUUACUGGUGCAGAACGCGCCCUCGAAAAUGAAGACAAUAAGAAUGCAGAUUUGCUAAAAUGCAAAGACAUGUGUAUUGUCGACGCAUAUUGUUCUGCCUAUAGCUUCAGUAACAGCAGUGAAACUGUGCCUCGAUGUAAAAUGUACACCAAGGAACUGAUAACAGGUCUGCAGACAAAAGCUGAAACUGACACUUUCUUUAUUGCUGGCCACACUGAAGACCUGUCUGAAAGUGGAUAACCAUGUUAGCUAGUAUCCAAAAUUUAAAGUUAUUUUACAUUUAACUUGAUAUGAAAAAAUAUGCUACUUAAAUAGAACCAUGAAAGAAAAGAAUAUAGCUUACUAAACUCACAUCUAGGAGAUCAGAGAUUUGGAAAACAGUACAACCACAGGCUUGUCAUGUUCUUUCAGUUAAAAUGGAAUUAAAUGAUAAAUGCUAUUCAGAACAUGAAACAGAAGAAACAGCUAAAAGUAUUUGAGUGUGCAUUUAAACGAUACGGUUGACUUAUUUAGAAAUGCAAUAAUGACUUUAUGUCAUGUUUUGUAAAUUUAUUCUUAUCUCUUAUCUGUAUUUUGAAUGCUUGUUAACUGAAAUCUUUGUUUUGAAUGUUUGCUAACUAUAGUUUAUCAGAUAAAGUUACACAAAAAAUGUAAAAAUGAUAUUAUCGAAAUGUCAGAGAGAAUGUGUUCAUGAUAAAAACAACUUUGUGUAAACUUAGCCUUUAUCCUGCUGGCGGUGAGUUAUUCUGCCUUUGCGACCAGUGCAGACCAAGAUCAGCCUGCACAUCCGUGCAGGCUGAUCAUGGUCUACACUGUUCGCUAUUCAGUCAGUAUAUUUUCAAUAAACACCCCUUCAAAUAAUAAAUGGUACUGCCCAAAUUGAAUGAUGGACCAGUCCAUUUUAGAAAUUUAGCAGGCUAAGGGUUAAGUUUAUGAAAACAUACCUGAACCUGCAAAUGUCUAAUUAGAGUUGUUUGUUAUUCAUUCUUAUAGAUAAACUAUCCCAUAACCUGGUCAGAUAUAUGAUGAACUGACAAAUACCGGUGCCCUGCAAUAUUAUAGGUUUAUUUAAUGCACUAGUUCUACAGCGGAAAUAUUUCACGACUUAAGGAGCGUCUGUAAAAAAUGAGCGUGCAUAACUUCUCGAUGUGAACCUAUUUAAAAAAAAAAAAAAAAAAAAAAAAGAA
Molecule: messenger RNA, 3224 nt
Organism: Mercenaria mercenaria
Lineage: Eukaryota; Metazoa; Mollusca; Bivalvia; Venerida; Veneridae
Exons: 4
Coding region: 322-2277 (651 amino acids)
Source: RefSeq, a predicted model, not a curated record